Messenger RNA from Triplophysa rosa, 1113 nucleotides. RefSeq lists its product as uncharacterized. NCBI's taxonomy places the organism in Eukaryota, Metazoa, Chordata, Actinopteri, Cypriniformes, Nemacheilidae. The record is from RefSeq and is a predicted model, not a curated record. The transcript is spliced from 3 exons. Bases 271 to 1113 code for a protein of 280 amino acids.
AAAGCAAGCGCAACCUUCCGGGGUGCCUUCCACUUCACUUUUAGACAGACCCUCGCGAACUUCCCUAAGCACUUCCCCUCGGCGAAUCCCCGCCGCCAUUUUGAAGUGCGUUCCACUUCCUUAAGUGAAAGAUACCAUAGAGCGUGGACUGUCACACAGAUAACACCUGUUCAUGCAUGUGAAGCUGGAGAACAGUCUUUUCCAGAAUCACAAGAUGUACUUGGUCCUGCUUUGAAAACUUCACCAGUGGAUGUACAUCUGCCCCAAACUAUGCCAUCGUCAUCUAGUCCUGUGGAGAACUCCCCAUCUUGGGAGGCGUAUGCUGUACCAUGGCACAAAAUGCCAGCAAACCUUAUUGUUGCCUUAAGUGAAAAGAAAAGACCAAAGCCUAAAGAAAGAAGAGAGCUGGUCCGCAUAGUCAUUGAUGAUGUUCUCAGUAAAGAGCAUGGGAGGCCUGGAAGAGCAAAGCUGCGGGACAUUGCCAAGGAGAUUGUACAGCAAUAUCCCUGCUCUUUCCAAGACAGAGAGCUCAAUGGAACUAAAGUCAUAGGAACAGGAUACGAUGCUCUUUUUUUACAGUUAGAAAACAGAGUUGAAAAUGUUCGUAGGCCAUUAACCAUCAGUUCCAAAAAAAGGCUGGCAGAGGAUGAAAAUGCAAUUAGGAAAAAGUCCACCCAUUCAGAUCGUUAUGGAUGUGUAGAGUGGCAGCCUGAUAUUGAGUGUACACCUGAACUAGAAUCUAAGCACAAUGAAUUGAAAAAUGCCUUUAGAACCAAUCAUCUGCAUGAGUCAAGUGUUCGAAAACUGAUGGCGGAAACAUAUUCCAUCCAGCGUGCAACGAUCAACAAAGGAAGCACUGUCAACACAGUAAUGGAAGAGUGGCCCUUCCUUUUUGAAGCAGUUUACCUAUUUGAUCACACAUGUACUCUUCUUGGCUUUCCGGUGCAACAAAAGCUGGCUGAGGAAUUGUCAAAAAAAGGAAAGACCAUCAUAGAUUUUCUUGACUCAAAAGGCAUGAAGAUGCAACUAGUUGAAAAUCCAGUACAACUGAUCUCUGCCAUUGCCAAAUUCUUCAAGAAAACCCUGAUUGCCUCUUUUCCCAACAUGAGGUAG